Messenger RNA from Lotus japonicus, 1092 nucleotides. Its product is annotated as homeobox protein knotted-1-like 6. The record is from RefSeq and is a predicted model, not a curated record. NCBI's taxonomy places the organism in Eukaryota, Viridiplantae, Streptophyta, Magnoliopsida, Fabales, Fabaceae. Gene Ontology annotation, cellular component: nucleus. The transcript is spliced from 3 exons. Gene Ontology annotation, molecular function: DNA binding. The coding region runs from base 446 to 898 and encodes 150 amino acids.
ACAGUUUGAGUUUUGGCAUUUUCGGUUGGGGAAUGAAUGAAUGAGUUAGUAAAAAAAGAAAAAAGACAGAAAACUGGUUAUACAUCAGGAUUCAGAGGCUCCACGCAUUCAGUAACCCCUCCCCAUUGCUCGAGAAAACUUUGAAGUGUUGCUUUCAUCAGUUGGAAAAAGAGGAAGCAAAAAGCCCUCACCCCCCCUUCCCCUUCCCCUUCUGAGUUUUUCUGACUCAUGAUUCUCUCUUAAUUACCACGUAUGCAUGCAAGGGUCACUUCCAAAAGUGGGAUCGAGCAUCUCAUGAAUCUCACUGACCUCACCUCCAAUUUCAUCCUGAUACAUAUUUUGUAGUACACUUGUGUGAAUAGUAUAUAUGAGCUAGCACUUGUAUAUCUGGUGUUUCAGAGGUUGGUUUCAUCCACUCAAAAAUAGAUAGAAUAGAUAUCAUAUAAUGGAAUCUAAGAGGAACACUGUUGUUGACAACUACAAAGAAGAAGAAGAAGAAAGUGAAGUGGAAAACAAUGAGACCCUCAAGAGAAGAAUCUCUAGUCAUCCUCUCUAUGAGCUUCUGGUUGAAGCUCACUUAGACUGUUUGAAGGUUGGCGACAUUUCCAAGUUGGACAGAGAGCUGAAGAAAGAGCAGAAGCAAGCAAUAAUGAAGAAACAAAACUCGGGCAUGUUCAACCACUCUGAGCUUGAUCUCUUCAUGGAAGCAUAUUGUUUGGCACUUAACAAGCUUAAAGAAGCAAUAGAGGAACCACAAAUGAAGUCCAUGGCUUUCAUAAACAACAUGCAUUCACAACUUAGGGAGCUCACUGAUGCAACCAUGCCUGCAGCACCAGCUGAAGAAGCAGCUAUUGCAUCUUCAAGUGAGUGCACAUUCAGAAAAAGCCCUACAAUUUAGUUAGAGGAUGGUGACUUAAUUUUCAGUGUCAGUGUCGGUGUAAUAAUAUUUAUCUCGCAGCUAGUUAGCUAGGCUACUAAGGCUUCCAUUAUUAUUCUCCUAUUGUCAAGUCUCUGCAGGUUAAGCGUUUUAAUAUGUGAAUGUAAAAGGCAUGAUGACUAUUGUUAUAAACUAAUCUGCACCAAUUCCUCUCA